Camellia sinensis is the source of this 2436-nucleotide messenger RNA. It is a transcript of the gene GFAT, whose product is annotated as putative glucosamine-fructose-6-phosphate aminotransferase. Lineage: Eukaryota; Viridiplantae; Streptophyta; Magnoliopsida; Ericales; Theaceae. The record is from RefSeq and is a predicted model, not a curated record. Gene Ontology annotation, molecular function: carbohydrate derivative binding; L-glutamine:D-fructose-6-phosphate transaminase (isomerizing) activity. Gene Ontology annotation, biological process: protein N-linked glycosylation; UDP-N-acetylglucosamine metabolic process; fructose 6-phosphate metabolic process.
GAUGUCGAGGAAGAAGAACAAGGCGUAACAGAAAUCGAAGCAUCAUCGAAUCGAAACGGAGGAGAGGAGGAUGUGUGGGAUAUUCGCGUAUUUGAAUUACAACGUCAACAGAGAGAGGCGUUACAUUCUCGAAGUCCUCUUCAAUGGCCUCAGGCGUCUUGAAUAUAGAGGCUAUGACUCCGCCGGCAUCUGCAUCGACUCUUCUUUCUCCUCUCUUCCUCUCUCUCCUCUCGUCUUCCGCCAAGAAGGAAACAUCGAAUCCCUCGUCAAAUCCGUCUACCAAGAGGUUGCCACUACUGAUUUAAAUUUGGAGGAAUCCUUUUCUAUUCAUGCCGGAAUAGCACACACCAGGUGGGCAACCCAUGGGGAGCCAGCUCCAAGGAAUAGUCAUCCUCAAACCUCUGGUGCUGGAAACGAGUUCUUAGUUGUUCACAAUGGAGUUGUCACUAAUUAUGAGGUGUUGAAGGAAACACUACUCCGACAUGGGUUCACCUUUGAAUCUGAAACAGAUACAGAAGUGAUUCCAAAGCUUGCAAAAUUUGUUUUUGACAAAGCAAAUGAAGAAGGUGAUCAGACUGUCACCUUCAGUCAAGUGGUGCUUGAAGUUAUGAGGCAUCUUGAAGGAGCGUAUGCUCUCAUUUUCAAAAGCAGGCAUUAUCCAAAUGAAUUGAUUGCUUGUAAACGUGGUAGUCCAUUGCUCCUUGGUGUCAAGGAGUUUAGAGAAGAAAUGAGCAAUGGCCCAUCCUUUCAUGAUGAUAAAUUUCUUACAAAGAAUGAGCAACCUAAAGAACUCUUCCUGUCCAGUGAUGCAAAUGCUGUAGUUGAACAUACAAAAAAGGUCUUGGUAAUCGAGGAUGGUGAAGUUGUUCAUCUGAAGGAUGGAGCUGCGUCAAUCCUUAGGUUUGAUCAUGGCAAAGGAAAACACAGUGGCAGCCUUGCUAGACCUGCUUCUGUGCAGCGUGCAUUAUCCAUUCUUGAGAUGGAGGUUGAGCAAAUAAAUAAAGGAAAUUAUGAGCAUUAUAUGCAGAAAGAAAUUCAUGAACAACCAGAAUCUCUGACAACAACAAUGCGAGGCAGACUUAUACAAGGAGGUUUAUGCAAAGCGAAACGUGUUCUUUUGGGUGGUCUGAAGGAUCACCUGAGAACUAUCAGGAGAAGCAGGCGUAUUGUUUUUAUUGGCUGUGGCACAAGCUAUAAUGCUGCUUUAGCUGCAAGACCUAUAUUGGAAGAACUUUCUGGUAUUCCUGUUACAAUGGAGGUUGCUAGUGAUCUGUUGGAUAGGCAGGGACCAAUAUACAGAGAAGAUACAACUGUUUUUGUUAGUCAAUCUGGUGAAACUGCAGAUACAUUACAUGCAUUAGAGUAUGCAUUAGAAAAUGGUGCACUAUGUGUUGGCAUUACAAAUACUGUUGGUAGUGCAAUUGCCAGGAACACGCACUGUGGUGUCCAUAUAAAUGCUGGUGCUGAGAUUGGUGUGGCUAGUACCAAGGCAUACACUAGUCAAAUAGUAGUGAUGGCUAUGCUAGCACUGGCAAUUGGUGGUGAUGCAAUAUCCAGUCAAGCAAGAAGAGAGGCUAUAAUAGAUGGCCUAUUUGAAUUGCCAAGCAAAGUCAGAGAGGUGCUGAAGCUUGACCAGGAAAUGAAGGAUCUUGCGAAACUAUUGAUUGCUGAGCAGUCAUUGCUUGUGUUUGGGAGAGGAUACAACUAUGCAACAGCUCUUGAAGGGGCCUUGAAAGUGAAGGAGGUGGCACUUAUGCACAGUGAAGGUAUACUUGCUGGUGAAAUGAAACAUGGUCCUCUGGCUUUGGUUGAUGAAAAUCUGCCAAUUGUUGUUAUUGCUACCCGUGACGCUUGUUUCAGCAAGCAGCAAUCAGUUAUUCAGCAACUUCAUGCUCGCAAAGGUCGACUCAUUGUUAUGUGUUCGAAAGGAGAUGCAGCAUCUGUGAGUGUGGGUGGUUCUUGUAGAGUAAUUGAAGUCCCUCAGGUUGAGGACUGUCUUCAACCAGUAAUUAAUGUAGUUCCAUUGCAGUUGUUGGCAUAUCAUCUCACCGUUCUACGAGGCUACAAUGUUGACCAGCCUCGCAAUCUUGCAAAGAGUGUUACAACCCAAUGAGGAAGGUUCGUCUCACUUUUUUGAAGGGCUACAUUGUUGACCAUCUUCACAAUCUCAGAAAAAUGUGGCAACCCAAUUAGGGAUCUUUAUCCAUAGAAUUCUAAUGGUCCUCAUGUUUUAGAAUAUUGUGAAAAGCAGGAUUUCCAACUGAACCCUUCCCUUCUUCUGGGCUCAUAACCCCUUCUAACUUCUUUAAUACAACUAUUGCUUAGUUAUGCCACUUUUCAUUUAAGUUAGUCAAACACAGGUCAAUAUUACCCAACUCAUACAAUGAUUUUGUACCUUCAUCAUAAGUUAAUUUCAUAUUAUGUGGUUAAACUGAA